AUGAGAACCCAGCUGCUGCCGCCUGCGCCCUUGGUGCUGUCUCUGUUGAUCCUUGGCUCAGGGCAUUAUGCUGCUGGAUCAGAUCUCAAGGAGACCUACUCUGGCAAAGGGGAAUCGUUUUCUGAGGACCACAGUGCUGAUGCAUUUGAAGCGACAGUUACUUCAAGAAGUGAAACGUCCUCAGAAAUUGAGAUUUCCCCAGUGACGGAAGUGCCUUCAAGUGAUGAACUGACCUCAGGGACUGACUAUGACUAUUCAGAAGAGUAUGAUAAUGAACUACAUAUAUCCGGCUAUAUAGUAGAUGAUUCAAUCAGAGUUGAACAGGUAGUUAAACCUCCCAGAAACAAAACAGAGAGUGAAAAGACUUCAAACAAACCUAAAAGGAAGAAAAAGAGUGGCAAAAAUGGAAAAAACAAAAAAAACAGAAAGAAGAAAACACCUUGUGAUUUAGAGUUCCAAAAUUUUUGCAUUCAUGGAGAAUGUAAAUUUAUAGAGAACCUGGAAGCAGUGACAUGUGUAUGUCAUCAGGAUUACUUUGGUGAAAGAUGUGGGGAAAAGUCUAUGAAGACUCAAAAAAUAGUUGAUAGUGAUUUAUCAAAAAUCGCUUUAGCAGCCAUAGUUGCCUUUGUCUCAGCCGUAAGCCUUGCAGCUGUUGUCCUUGUUAUUACAAUACAGCUUCGGAAACGAUACUUCAGUGAAUAUGAAGGUGAAGCAGAAGAAAGAAAGAAACUUCGGCAAGAGAAUAAUGCGCAUACUGUUGUAUAA
This is a messenger RNA of Elephantulus edwardii (Cape elephant shrew), 765 nucleotides long. It is a transcript of the gene AREG, whose product is annotated as amphiregulin. The record is from RefSeq and is a predicted model, not a curated record. The transcript has 5 exons. The coding region runs from base 1 to 765 and encodes 254 amino acids. NCBI's taxonomy places the organism in Eukaryota, Metazoa, Chordata, Mammalia, Macroscelidea, Macroscelididae. Gene Ontology annotation, biological process: epidermal growth factor receptor signaling pathway; positive regulation of mitotic nuclear division; positive regulation of cell population proliferation.